AUGUUUAUGCCCCUGCAUCACAGUGCCGGGGUUCAUAUCAAGGAGCCCAUUGAAAAGCAUCUCACUCAAGCAAGCGAUGACGUCACACGAAUCAUCGAUUUUGCACCUAUCGUUGAGAGGUUCGCUUUACAGGGAUUCUCGAACAUGGCAUCCGGACAGACUUGGAUGAACAAGACGUCACAUGCAUUAGUCUUGCCGUCUUCCAAGGUCAAUGGUGGUUCAUGA
Messenger RNA from Aureobasidium melanogenum CBS 110374, 225 nucleotides. RefSeq lists its product as uncharacterized. The coding region runs from base 1 to 225 and encodes 74 amino acids. The record is from RefSeq and is a predicted model, not a curated record. The transcript is spliced from 2 exons. NCBI's taxonomy places the organism in Eukaryota, Fungi, Ascomycota, Dothideomycetes, Dothideales, Saccotheciaceae.